AUGGACCCCUCCAACCAUAAAAGUCCAACAACUGGUUCCAGUAAAGGUAGUCCUGACGAUUUGGGGAUGAAUUACUCCGAAAAGAUUCCACCUUAUUACAAGUGUUUUGGGGUUCACCCCUCUAUUAGCAUGCAGGACCUUUCUCGCCGCUACAAGAAGCUUUCGCUGGAGUUGCAUCCGGAUCGCGCUACUUACCGGGCGAAUCCACUGAGUAAGGAGGAUAUCGAAAGGUUUCAGCUCAUUACCGAAGCCUAUAAGGUCCUAUCGGAUCCGCAAACCCGAACCGCCUACGAUACUCGUCAUGGCGUGAACUUCCACGCGCGCCUCUCCGCACUGCAGGAGACGAUUGCCUCACACAAUUCAGAAGCUAUCCAACCCCAGACAGAGCGGGGUGGACGGCGGCGUGGCCGAUCCCCUGAAUCCCUCUCAGGAAAUCCGGACACGGGCAUCCGUCUCAAAAGCGAAUCCGAACGCAGUGACGAUGCGGAUGACAGUGAGGAGGAAUACUGUCCGGCGGAGUCUGCCGAAUCCCACGGGUUGCCCGACGCCGGUCCAACCCCAGUCCUGUCAUCCCAGCUCUCGUGGGCGUUGGGCCCAGGGAAAACCGCCACCGAGACGUUUCGUCUCUACCCGGCGGACCUCCCCCACCCCGAGGCCCCUAAGGCGCUCAGCCCCGGCGGGAUCGGUUCAUUAGCGGCCACCUUCCCGAACGACGCGAACGCGUUGCCGCACGAGGGCGAUCAUUACCAAACCAUCACCAUCCACCGUCCCGCUGGCGCGCAGAGCUGGGGGCUUCGGAUACGCGGCGACGUCCUGGUCGGGUGCCCGUCCCACCCUGGGGUCCCCUUCCCGGCCCGCAUCGUUCAGGUCAACGGGCGGGUCCUGCCCUCGCACGCGAUUUGGGACGUCUUGAGGGGCCGGAUCGCGGACGAGACCGGUCUCUUGGUCAGAGACCGGACGAGCCCAAGCCCGGGCCCCUCCACCCUGUUGUCCCAGGAGGGUCCCUCCUCGGCCGCCGACGGCGGGGGUGCUGCUGUGACAACGCCGGGGAAGGACCGGGAGGAGCUGCAGCUCACCCUCCUCUACGGGGUGCGGGGGUGGCGGCUCGUUGGGGACUGGGCGGAGCUGCGCGAUCCCGCCGCGAUGGCGGCGUUGGUGCCGCCAGGUCAGGUCGUCGCGGCGUUGCCCAGCCUCGGCAUGGACGCCGCCGUGCUGGCGGUGAACGGGACGCCGGUGAGGGAUGCCGAUGGGAUGCGCCGUCUUUUGACGCGUCUUGCCGUCAAGGAUGCGUCAAACGAGCUCUCCAAAGCGUCCUCGCUAGGGCCGUCCACGGUGAUUCUUGAGUGCGCGACUCUGAAUGAACCCAUGCAGGGUUAA
Phytomonas sp. EM1 is the source of this 1377-nucleotide messenger RNA. The record is from the annotation of a GenBank genome assembly. NCBI's taxonomy places the organism in Eukaryota, Euglenozoa, Kinetoplastea, Trypanosomatida, Trypanosomatidae.